GCCGUUUAAUCAAAGUUCUAUUACUUCCUGUUUUAAAUAAUUUCUCUGGUUCUUCAUUUCUCCCAUUUGUACGGAGAACGAUGAUGGCUCAAGCUUCACUGAAUUUUCAGGUGUCUCCUUCUUUCUCAAUCCUCAAACCACUAAUUCACUCUCACUCUCUCCAAAUCUCGAAGAAUCAAAAACUAAACUCGCGACGAAGAUGCUUCUUACGAUGCGCAGCUUCUUCUCCCGACGGAAGCAAAACCUUAAGAACUUGCAAAAACUGCAAAACCCAAUUCGAUCCUCUCCUCAAUCACCCUCGCGCUUGUAGAUUCCACACUGCUCAUUUCGCAGGUGAGACAAAGAGGAAAUUUGAAAGUGUAUACAGUGGUGGAACAAUGGAUACACCAAAUUCAGGAAAAGUGUUACAGUAUUGGCAUUGUUGUGGAUCUGAAGAUCCUUUUGAUUCUGGUUGUACUGCUUCUCCUCAUACCACAUAUGAUGAUUGAUUGAUACAAGUUUCUUUACUAAUGAGAUUGUUAUGAAGAAGAAGGAGAAGGAGAAGGAGAAGGAGAUAGGAAAAGAAUAUAUAGUGUAAAGGUUACCUUUUCUUGCAGAGAAUCAGAAUCUUUUAUUUGUAUCCUUUGGAUUUAAGUCUUCUCCGUAAUCACAUUAUCUCCAUGUACAAGACACCUUUUUUAAUAUAUGAUUCUUGUUUUGUUAA
Molecule: messenger RNA, 703 nt
Organism: Capsella rubella
Lineage: Eukaryota; Viridiplantae; Streptophyta; Magnoliopsida; Brassicales; Brassicaceae
Exons: 2
Coding region: 81-488 (135 amino acids)
Source: RefSeq, a predicted model, not a curated record